UGACUCUGCGUGUGUGUCUGUGUGUCUGUGUUGUGUACUCGGAAGUUAAGCUAGUUGUGUGUGCAUGUCUUGGAUAUUUUUUAAAAUAUUAUGUGUUUUUACCCUUUCGCUGCAGCGUAAAGUCUCAUCUUCGGUAUAUUUCCUGUCAGUCAUAUACAUGCGGGCAGAUGAGACGCGUUGGUGAGCCCCUUUACGGGUGGAAAGUGUGAGCUACAGCAGCUUAGCUAACGUCAUGCCAUUGUAGGAUUUCUUGCUAGGUCUCUGUUUACAGGACGUUUGUUUUUGCGAGUAUUUUCCGUGAUAUACUGUAGGUACAUUAAGCCAUGGCUUCAAUCCUUGAUGAAUACGAGGACUCGCAAAACACCCGGCAGCAUGCACAGCAACACAGCCGCCUGUCAGCCGCUAACAUCGGGAUAACACACUCAGGCUUUGUGAAUGUGAGACUUGAGGAGGAGAAGCCGAUAUUCAAUAAGCAAAGGAUCGAUUUUUCACCGCCUGAGAAGAUCAACCACUUUGCAGUCUGCAACAAUCAGCUAUGCAUGAGCCUGGGAAAGGACACACUGUUGAGGAUUGACCUGGCCAAACCAGAUCAGCCUAACCAGAUUGAACUGGGAAGGAAAGAUGACACCAAAGUGUAUAAACUGUUCCUGGACCCUACAGGUGAGAGCAGCCUCAACAUUAAAGCGCUCCAUCUGCUGAUCAGCCUGACCACCAGUGAGUGUCUGUAUCUUAAUAGGAACACCCAGAAGGUCCGCAGCCUGUCCCGCUGGCGAGGCCACCUCAUCGAGAGCGUGGGCUGGAACAAGUUGCUGGGCAGCGAGACCAGUACAGGGCCCAUCUUGGUUGGCACCAGUCAAGGAAUCAUCUUUGAGGCUGAGAUCUCUGCAACUGAGGGCAGCCUGUUCAACACCAAUCCAGACCAAUAUUUCAGACAGGUCCACUCUCUGGAGGAAGAUGGGAAGCCGGCACCCGUCUGCUGCCUGGAGGUCGAGCGAGGCCUGGAGAACAAGUACUUCAUUAUCGCCACCACCCGCAAGCGCCUGUUCCAGUUUGUGGGUAAGGUGGCUGAGGGCUCCGAGCAGCAGGGCUUCAGCUCCAUCUUCACCCAGAACCAGGACCUGCUGCCCAGCUUCCAGGAGUUCCCAGCCAACAUGGGCUACAGUGAAAUCACCUUUUAUACCUCCAAGCUUCGCUCCAGCCCCAAAGCCUUUGCCUGGAUGAUGGGUAAUGGAGUUCUCUAUGGUCAGCUGGACUAUGUCAGGCCCGAUUCCCUGCUCAGUGAUGUGCAGGUAUGGGAGUACACCUCCGACAUAGACCUCAGUUUUAAUAAGCCCAUUUCCAUCGUGCUGACACAGUUCCACUUCUUGUUGUUGCUUCCUGACCGAGUCAAAGCCAUCUGCACCCUGAACGGACAGGUGGUAUAUGAGGAUGUGUUCCCAGACAAGUUUGGCACCCUCAAGAAGAUGAUCAAGGACCCAGUUGGUGGCUUGGUCUGGAUCUACACUGAGCGGGCGGUCUUCCGAUACCACAUCCAGCGUGAGGCCAGGGAUGUCUGGCAGAUGUACAUGAGCAUGAACAAAUUUGAUCUGGCCAAGGAGUACUGCCGCGACCGGCCCGAGUGCAUGGACAUGGUGCUGGCCAAGGAGGCUGAGCACUGCUUCCAGAAUAAGCGAUACCUAGAGAGUGCCAAGUGCUAUGCGCUGACGCAGAACUACUUUGAGGAGAUAGCGUUAAAGUUCAUCGAGGCCAAACAAGAGGAAGCCCUGAAGGAGUUCUUACUGAAGAAAUUGAACAAUUUGAAGCCAAGCGAGAGAACACAGAUCACCUUGCUGGUCACGUGGCUAGCAGAGCUCUACCUGAACCGGCUGGGUCAGCUUGAGGUUGAUGGCAACACUGCGAUCUUCAGGGAAACCCAGGAAGAGUUCCGCCACUUCCUCAGCAGCUCCAAGCACAAAGAGUGCCUGUUCAACAACCGCACCACCAUCUACGACCUUCUGGCCAGCCAUGGCAACGUGGACGACAUGGUUUACUUCUCAGUCAUCAUGCAGGACUACGAGAGGGUCAUAUCCCACCACUGCCAGCAUGACGACUACAGCGCUGCUCUGGAUGUGCUGUCCAAGCACUGUGACGAGAAACUGUUUUACAAGUUCUCCCCUGUACUCAUGCAGCAUAUCCCCAAAAAAGUGGUGGAUGCGUGGAUUCAGAUGGGCAAGCGGCUCGAUCCAAAGAAGCUCAUCCCGGCCCUGAUGAACUACAGUGAGAUGGGCAGCACCCAGCAGAUCAGCGAGACAAUCCGCUACAUGGAGUUCUGUGUGUACCAGCUGACAGUGACAGAGGAGGCCAUCCAUAACUACCUACUGUCCCUCUACGCCAAGUACAAACCAGACUCUCUGCUGUGGUAUCUGGAGCAGGCAGGAACCCACGCCUCAGAGAUCCACUAUGACUUGAAGUACGCCCUCAGACUAUGUGCAGAACAUGGCUACCUGCAGGCCUGUGUCCUGGUCUAUAAGAUUAUGGAACUCUACGAGGAGGCAGUGGAUCUUGCUUUGCAAGUGGACGUGGAUUUGGCCAAGUCAUGUGCCGAUCUGCCUGAGGACGAUGAGGAGCUGAGGAAAAAGCUGUGGCUGAAGAUUGCCCGCCAUGUGGUGCAGGAGGAAAAAGAUGUGAAAAAAGCCAUGAACUGUCUGUCCAGCUGCAACCUGCUCAAGAUUGAAGACAUCCUGCCAUUCUUCCCUGAUUUUGUCACCAUUGACCAUUUUAAGGAGGCCAUCUGCAGCUCCCUGGAAGAGUACAACCAGCACAUUGAGGAGCUGAAGCAGGAGAUGGAGGAGGCCACGGAGAGCGCCAAGCGCAUCCGAGAGGACAUCCAGGAAAUGAGGAACAAGUAUGGCGUGGUGGAGUCCCAGGAGAAGUGUGCUGGUUGUGACUUCCCCUUGCUCAACAGGCCCUUCUAUCUGUUCCUGUGUGGACACAUGUUCCACUAUGACUGUCUGCUUCAGGAGGUGACCCCCCACCUGUCGGCCUACAAGCAGAGUCGUCUGGAGGAGCUGCAGAAGAAGCUGGCUGCAGCCACACAGUCCUCCAAGUCCCGUCACCGCCCGGCGCCCAAAGAGGACGGCGACUCCUCCAGUCUGGGCAAGGGCAGCGCAGGCGUCAGCCGCGAGCAGAUAAAGUCGGACAUUGACGACAUCAUCGCGUGUGAGUGUGUGUACUGCGGCGAACUGAUGAUCAAGUCCAUCGACAAGCCGUUCAUUGAUCCUCAGAAGUUUGAGGAGGAGAAGUCCAGCUGGCUAUGAACGAGGCCUCUCAUCGCUCAGUGAAUGGAUGGACAUACGGAAACCUACUGUGUGAAACUACUCUCACAACCAGUUUGGUUUCCUCACCCAUUCACAGGUGGCAGAGAUUCAGCUUGCUGUUGACAAUGCCUACUGCCUGAACCUGUAUCAGCUUCAUUUGAUUUCUACAGAGUAUGCUUGUUAUAUUCUGUUGACAGUAUUUGAGGCUGAUUUGAAGACCUCUGCACCAUAUAUGGGAUCAUCUAGCGAAAAGCAGCCUUAAAAUAACUAUUUGUAGUAUUGCGGACAUUGUAAAGAAGAAAAUGGGAUGAGGUAAUGUGAAAUAAUGCUAGGCCUGUACAGUACGUGUAUGUGCCUGAUACACAACCUACUGAUGAUGGUAGAGAAAGAUCCAGAAACUAGGAUCAGAUACAGCUGCACUAUAUCACUGUAAUGUCAACUAAGUCAUGCACUUGUCUGAUCUGGUAAAAGCUUGAGCUGCCCUCAGACAGCAUCUGUGUUUCCCAGCUGAGUCCAGCCUCUGAACUCGGCCUCUUCCUAUUCAGCAUCUAACAAGCAAAUCAGCUCGACCCUAACAAACUAGUACUUCAUAUAUUGUUUUGCAACUCUGUUAUUGCACAUUUAUGAUUGUUCUCAUGGCUGUUGUCAUUGAUGGUGUAAUAAAUAUUUAAUAAACAA
Molecule: messenger RNA, 3974 nt
Organism: Myripristis murdjan (pinecone soldierfish)
Lineage: Eukaryota; Metazoa; Chordata; Actinopteri; Holocentriformes; Holocentridae
Gene: vps18
Product: VPS18 core subunit of CORVET and HOPS complexes
Exons: 9
Coding region: 324-3296 (990 amino acids)
Biological process (GO): lysosome organization; intracellular protein transport; endosome to lysosome transport
Cellular component (GO): HOPS complex; endosome
Molecular function (GO): protein-macromolecule adaptor activity
Source: RefSeq, a predicted model, not a curated record